Messenger RNA from Didymella exigua CBS 183.55, 1457 nucleotides. Its product is annotated as glycosyltransferase family 8 protein. The record is from RefSeq and is a predicted model, not a curated record. The coding region runs from base 186 to 1394 and encodes 402 amino acids. The transcript has a single exon. Gene Ontology annotation, molecular function: glycosyltransferase activity. NCBI's taxonomy places the organism in Eukaryota, Fungi, Ascomycota, Dothideomycetes, Pleosporales, Didymellaceae.
UCAGGCGAGAGUGGUGACGUCAGAAGCGUUGCGGGGCGCGUCUCAACGCGCAGGAACGACCGCAACCAUCAGCUUUACUAGUUUGUGUAGCUGCUGCUGUACGACCGCCAAUUUUGCUAGUUCCAAUCCGCUUUGACUUGUGCCGUCCAUUGUCUUUGCAAGUCAUUGAUCUGUUCACACUCACAAUGGCCGACCAGCCCAACACCAAGACGGAGAAGAACGCCUAUGUUACCCUCCUAACACGCCCCUCUUACCUCGCCGGCGCGAUACUCCUCGCAUACACGCUGCAGAAGCACUCACCAGAGACACCACUGAUCAUCACUUACACCCCCGACACCGUAGGCGAAGCCUCGAUCGCCGCCUUCAAAGCCGAAGCCAAACACUCCAACAUAAUCGUUCGACCCGUUGAACACCUGCGACUUCCAGAAGAUGGCACCAAGCACGGCAUGGUGGCAGAGCGCUUCAUCGACACCUGGACAAAGUUGCGCGUCUUCGAUCUUUAUGAUCUUGGUUUCGAGCGCCUGUGCUGGCUGGACGCAGACAUGAUGAUCUUCUCGAACCCAUCCCGUCUGAUAUUCAACGCCGAGAACGACGCAUACUUAGAGGGCGGGGACGGCAUGCGGAUAAUGGCCACACACGUGUGCGUCUGCAACCUAGACCACGACAGCUGGGCGCCGAAGGAGUGGGUGCCGGAGAACUGUGCAUUCACACACCUCACCAACUCCUCGCAAGUCCCUGACGUAACGAACGACCCCGAGACGUUCGGCCAAUUCAACUCUGGAACCUUUGUCUACCACCCCUCGAAAGCACUGAGCGACUUCGUCCUCGCCAAAUUCAACGAACUAGGCAACACCCGCCUGCGCGCCAUGAAGUUCCCGGACCAGGACUUCCUCAACGAAGCAUUCAACAGCCGUUGGAAGAGUCUGAGCUGGAGGACCAACGCGCUGAAGACGUGGCGGUACUGGCACCCGAACAUCUGGGUCGAUGACGAAGUCGGCGUUCUGCACUACAUCGUGGACAAGCCGUGGGCUGCGCGGGUCAAGCCUGACGGCACGGCAGGAUACCUAGGCAAGGACAGCGAGACGCACAAGUGGUGGUGGGGGGAGUACGAGAACUGGCAGAAAGAAAGGGUGAAUCAGAACGAGGCUGGACUGCUUGCAACCGUCAGCAAGUACGCGGCUGCCGAGAAUGGAGAAGACAAUGAGGAGAUGAAGGCCGUAGGAGGCGGCGCGCAGGACUUUGCGAAGAAGUGGAAGGAUGGGAAGGAGGCUGAUGAGCAGAACGGCGGGGGCGCGUUUCCACAGUUGCAGAGGAAGGUUGAGAGGGGGCACGGUCCUGUUGUGCGUGGGAGAGGAAGGGGAAGGGGCGAAGGAUGGAGUAUCAUGGAGGCUUGAUUGCAUAGCAGGGCGUCUUGGAGUUGCGGUGGAGGAAAAUACCCCUGAGUUGUGGAAGGGCCA